AUGAACAAACGACGUGAUUUGAGUGUGGAAGAAAAAUUAGAUGUUCUUAAAAAACAUGACAAGCUUCAGAAAAUGAGCCAGCGACAAGCAGCAUGUAAGGCAUUACCUGAGCACACUUACGCGUUUAAAAAUGAAAAAACUAGAGGAACUAAAACUAGUAAAGAACGUCUAACCAUAUUAUGUUGUUCAAGUAUGGAUGGUGAAAAAAGAAAACUACUUGCGGUUGGUAAGAGUAAAAAUCCCCGGUGUUUCAAGGAUGUUACGAAUCUACCGGUAGACUAUACUGCAAACAGUAAUGCACGAAUGACAAAAGAAAUUUUCACCGAAUGGCUGACCAAGUGGGACAAUGAACUUCGUCAUGACGUUUUAUUGCUAGUCGAUAACUGCACGGCUCAUGUGGUUACAGUGAAAUUCGAACAUAUUAACCUCGUAUUUUUACCCUCUAACACUACAUCAAUCAUACAACCGUGUGAUCAAGGGAUUAUACGCACUUUUAAAGCUUAUUACGGAACAGGCAUGAGAAAGAAUGUGAUCAAUGUGAUUGAUGCUAACCUGGGACAAGAAUUAUCCUACAAAGCGUGGAAUAUCGUCAGUAAAAUCACAAUACGUAAUUGUUUCCGACACGGUGGUUUCAUUCUCAGUUCAAAAGAAGUUGAAGCUCCUGUCGAAAAACCCAUUGACCUAUCAACUGAACUUUGUAAAGAAUGGAUAAAUAUUGACGAAGAAGUCCAAAAUACCGAACACGUUACCGAGGAAGAAAUAUGUGAGGAACCUGAUGAGAAACCACCAUCAACUAAACAAAUGCUAGAAGCGCUUCAAAUUGUACGUAGAGGAAUUCAGCAAAGAGGCGAUUUUGACGUAUUCUAG
Messenger RNA from Macrosiphum euphorbiae (potato aphid), 867 nucleotides. Lineage: Eukaryota; Metazoa; Arthropoda; Insecta; Hemiptera; Aphididae. The record is from the annotation of a GenBank genome assembly.